GCUGGGAACACAGAAACUACAAACCACAAGCUUCCUUCUCCAGGGAUUUAUCCAGAAGUGUUUUUCUGGAAGAAAAGCUUUUCUACGACUUCAGCAGAAAACUCUUCAAGUCUGUUCUACGACUGGGGGUCCCUGUUCCUUCUGGAUUUCUUUGCCUACUUUAUAAUGAUAAAGCAGCCUGCCUGGGUUCGCUGCUGGAUUGCUGCUGAUGUUUCAAUUUCUUUUCUUUCGUGCUCACUACGUUUAGAGCUGAUAAUUUUAUACGCUGUAACAAGAGGAGAGACUUUUAUAUUUUAAAGGAAUUUUUCAGAAAUGUUUUUCGAUUCUUUCUAAAGUCUUUAGAUUACAUGCGGACACUUCGCUUUCAGACAUGCCUGCCCCAGGAGCUUUCUGUCUGCAAUAAUUUUCUCCCUUUGAUCUUGUUGGAUUCUCUUUUGAGUUGUGGAACUACACUCGCACCUACCUGCCUAGUGCGUCUAUGUGAGAGAGAUUUUUUUUUUUUUUUUAAGAACAGAUUGGUUUAAAAAACAAGACCAACAUCAUCAGACCCACACAGUUCUCUUAAGCUAUUGGAAAUAGCUUUUGUCUAGGAUUUAUAGAAACAUUUCCAUCUGUCUCAGCUCCUGUGGAUUCCAGCAGGCACACCGCGUAACAGGUUUGCAGACCUCUUUUUUUUUUUUUUUUAAAUCACUUUUUCUCUUCAUAGCGGAGUGAUCAGUGUAACGUUCGAUUUAGUUGCAAAUUUCCUCUGUAUCAAUUAGCCCAGUUAUGAAGACGCUUCGAUAUGUUUCAGGUGACCUUUGGGCAGACCAUGGAACUUUAUAUUUUAUUUUGUGGGGCCUUCAUUUAGGAUCUUAUUAAUAUGUGCUUGAAAGUGGUACUACUGGAACUCAAGUGCGUGCAGAAAUAUUUUGAAAGGAACAAGAUGUGCUGUAACUUUUUGCUUGGUAUCUGCACCUAAACUUUUAAAGUGUUUUGGAGCCUUUUUUAUUUUUCAUGGGAACUUAAAAAUAUGAAGAGAAGCUACUUACCCAACUAAUUGUCUUUGAGAACUGCAUCUGAAAAUGGAUUAUUAGGAGAAAACUAAAAUUGAGCUCCAAAUAUAAGUGAAGCAUUUCUGGCAGAGCAAGGAUGUAAGGAUUCAAGAAUAUUUGGAGGAGAACAACACCUUAGCAUGCUUUUUUUUCCUUUAAUAUAAAUUCAGGAAAUACCUCCUGCAUAAUUUUCAAGACGGAUACCAAUGACUGUAGUUAACAUUAAAAGUGAAGAGCUUGAGCUCACAUUGUGAAAAAGAUGACUUGCUGGCAAGAAGGUAAAAUUGUCUUUCAAGUACCUUUGAGAUGGAUGUUUUGAACCUGUUGAUCUUCCUAAACGUUGGACAGGAGAGGCAAGGUCAUCGCUUCUGUGGAGAAAUCUCCCUGUUCCUCAUCUCUGCAGAACUGAAGAAUUCUUAUUGCUACAUGGUAUUCCUGUAUAUCUGAACUGAUUUCUUGGUUGUGACCUGUUCAUUCUCUUUCACUGAUCUUUCUGGAUUUAUCUGCUGGAGGAGGAGGGACAUGUAAUUUAGGAAUUUUUUUUGUUGGUUUGUUUAAAAUAUGUUUUUGAGCUUCCAGAGGCCUUUGAGCACGUGGCACCGAGGAAGAGAAAUAGUGAUGGUGAGAAAUAGAAACAAAGUUCAGUAAGUAGUGUUGGCAGGAGAAAGCUGGAGGUAACUGGUCCCCUCUCUCCUCUUUCUCCUGGGUCCCAGUAACUGGAAUUGCACACUCUUAAACCUAACGAGCUUUGCCUACUGUUGGAACCUGCUGGCAGGGUGAGGACGCAUUCCUGAGCGGUAUGUGUGGCCGAAGCGCACUGCUGCAGCUGGUAGCAUGAGUGCUGGCCCCCAGCUGCAGCUGGCUGUCCUCUGGCCUUGGCUGCUAAUGGCUACCCUGCAGGUAGGACUUGGCCAUACAGGGCUGGCACUGGUAGCAGCAGUCGAGUCUGAGAGAUCAGCAGCACAGAAAGCUAUCAUUAGGGUGAUCCCCUUGAAAGUGGAGCCAAUCAUAUUGGAAGGAGAGUUCGCAAAUGUUGCUGAGGUUACUCCAGCUGAAGGAAAACUGCUUCAGUCCCACCCACUGUCCCUGUGCAACACCAGUGAGGAUGAACACACUGAAUCAGGAUUCAUCACCAUUGUCAAGCUUGAACAGCCGGAUCGAGAUCCCAACCCAUGCCUGUCGUUGGCUAACAAGGCAAAGCUGGCGGGGGAGCGUGGAGCCCGUGCUAUCCUUUUUGACAUUACCGAUGAUGAAAGUGCUGCUGAGCAGCUGAGAAAGCCCAGGGGUCUGAGUCAGCCUGUGGUUCUGAUCAGGGGCCACGAUGCUGAGCUUCUCAUGGGUGUCGUGAACAAGAACAGAGAGGCCCACGUGAAGAUAGAGGUCAAGGAACCACCAGCUUGGCCAGAUUAUGACGUGUGGAUUCUUCUCACAGUGGUCAGCACUGUCGUUGUCAUCAUUUUGAUUUUUGUUGUCCGCACAAAGUGCCAGCUGAACAGGACUCAGGACUCCUUACAGCAGCAGACCAUGCAGGCCAUUGGGCAACUAGCCACACGCAAGUACCAGGCCAGAUUCCGACAGGCAUCUCGCUGGGACUCAGCAAGCAGCUGUAGCUCAGCCCCAGUCUGUGCUAUUUGCCUGGAGGAGUUCAGCGAGGGUCAGGAACUGCGGAUCAUUUCGUGCUCACAUGAGUUUCACCGGGAGUGUGUUGACCCCUGGCUGCAGCAACACCACACUUGUCCACUUUGCAUGUUCAACAUUCUUGCCAGAGACUCUGUGGACCAGGCCACAGUUCCAGGUUCCAGGCUGACUCCUCAGGAUAUAGAGCCCGGACGACGGCUCCACCUUUUCCGCCAGCACCCAGGACAUGCCCUUUAUCACCUCCCACAUGCCUAUUCCCAGAGGAACCUCAGGAGCUUCCCCCCGGAGCCUGCUCACAGCAACCCCUUCUUCCGCUCUCCAGAGCUCUCCCAGCUGGAUUUCAGCACUAUUCACUACAUGCCUUACAGGCCAGCAAGCUCUCUGCCUGCCUGCAGCCAUCCUUCCCCCCUUGCCCCGGGCCAGCAGCUUCACAACCCCUCGGCAUGUGGACAGACACUGCCUUCCCACAGGACUUGCUCUCUUCAGCACCAGCCCCCGUGCCUGGGGCUCAAGGCAGCCCUGCCACAGAAGCAGCACCGUGCGCCCCUCCUGCGCCGGGGAGCUGGCCAUGGGCACCAGCACAACAGCAGCGGCUCUGGGGAGAGCUAUCUCACAGAGCACAGUGGGUACCUGGCAGAUGGGCCAGGCAGUGACUCCAGCUCUGGGCCCUGUCACGGUUCCUCCAGUGAUUCUAUGUUGAACUGCACAGAUGUCAGUCUCCAGGGCAUCCAUGGCAGCUGCUCCACUUUCCGCAGCUCCCUCAGCAGUGACUUUGACCCCUUUGUAUACUGUAGCUCAGAGGGACCUGCCACGGACAACGGCCAGGAGCAGCAGCGGCUGACAAAGGAGAUGCGGCCCAGGUCUUUGGACCUAAUGGUGCCCAAGAGCGCUGCUCCAGCCAAGUCCCAGAUACUCAGCCACGUCCACUACCACCACCACCAGCAUCAUCACUACAGAAGAGACGCAGAGUGCCCACCUGGGCGGGUUGGGCAGGGGCCUAGCCAGCGCAAGCCCCGGUACUCCGGGGCCAAGGUUGGCUUCCACAGUGCUCGAACACAAAAGAGGACUGAGAAAACCCAUCACUGUCUGCAGCCUCUUGAAAGUAGCACUGUGUCACCAGAGGCACCUCUGGCAGGACAGCCAGCCUGUCUCCAGCAAGGCCUUGAGCUCUCUGAUGCCCCUGCUGCUUCUCCAAACAGGUUGGACUUCAGUGUAGAUGCCAACAGACAAUCGGGAGCAGCUGGCACAUCCCACGUCCCACUGCCCCAGAGGCACAGCUUACACAGCCGUCAUCACAGAAGGAAAAGAAAGUGUCUCCUGGAGCCUGAUCCCGUUCACCUUCCCGAGGACUCAGACUUGCACAAAGCCUGUAAUGCUCACAUUCCUUAUGGCCACCCUGUUGGCGACAGCUGCUCGCCCGAAGUUCAGCCCCUGAUCCCAAAUGCUCCCCUGCCCUGUGGCUCAGGCUCUCGGCCCCUUUGGAAGUGUUUAGUCCCGCAGUCCAGCUCAGAGGUGAAAAAGCAGGAGGAUGGGUUGUCAGGACAGGAGGGAAACCACAUGGUUCCUGUUGAUUUCUCAGGGACAGGCACCCCCAGACACAGUCUGAGUUUUCACCUUCACUGCCAAUCUCAGCAACGUAGCCAGGGAUCUGAAGAGGAGGUCCAGGAUGUCUACGAACACUCAGUUUAAUAAAACACUGGCUCAUUUGCUUACUACAGAGAGCUGGAGUGGACAAAGAAGUUCAGAAUACCAGCAGUAGCGGAGCUCACAUCUUGCUCUCUGCACAGGCAAUGUAAUAAAUACAUGGCCCACACCAAGAUGCAAGCUGCAAAUAAGUAAUGUGAUACUCCCUUGUGGUGUCCCCACUUGUUUCCAUAUUGUUAUGGUCACACAAACACAAAGCCAUGUUUUCCAGGUCUCCCUCUCUUUUGAAGGCACAGACAGCCCAUCUUCAUCUAGCGGCCUCUGUUUGCAUGGGCUAGCUCACUUAAAGACCUGUGUUGGGAGUCAUCAGCUGGAGAGCUUAUAGAGUGAGUGCAGGCUGCUAUUUCAGCAUGUUCCUGCCACAGAAGGUUUUGCUAAACACUUCAAAAAUGAACAAGCCCUCAAGACCAAAAGCUGCAGAAAUGGCUUUCUGUGGCCUGGCAACUCCUGACUUCAUUUCCUCACUUAGGUCAAAAGCCAGACUUCUUCAUUUAGCUUUUCCACUCUUACUUCAGACGUAGGAACAAGCUAUCUCUGCACUCACAGGUCUGCCCUGCAGUGUGCUUCCUCUGACUUCAUUGGAAACCAACAGCACUCACCACUUUUUAAUCACUUCACUAUCUCUCAGCUGAAGCCAUCUUGUCCAUUUGCUGUGUUUUGCCAACAGUAGGAGAGAUGAAGAUACAGGGACAACGCUACCAUUUCCAGGCAAGAGCUUGGCGUCAGACUCCCUCCAUUGCUCAGAAUCCACCCUCUUGCCUGGUAACGUGAACAAGUUUCUCACUCAUCCUUUAACUCCUCCAUCUGCCCUCAAAACGGGUAUUAUGGCCAGCCCUGUUAUGAGCAACUCAGUUGUUAAGCGUGUUUCAAAUCUGAGAUAACCCCACCACAGGACUUGUGGAAAAUCCUUGAGUUCACAUGGCUCCUGCUUCUCCCCUUCCUCCCUCAUUGCCCAAAGACACAGCAAAAAUUCCCAGCAAAAGCAUCCAUAGCAAAUGCAGAGCAGUGAGCCAUCUGUCACUCAGCCCCAUCUUCAUAUUUAUAUGAGACACUUUUAAAAUGAUCCUGCAAAUGAAUUUCUCAAAAUACUUUUCUGCCUUAUCUAGCAUUUUUUAUGAUGGAGAGAGAAAGCUUGAGAAAUUUCUAGGCUCUGGGUUUAUUCACUUUUUUUCCUGCUUGCUUUUUAUCUUUGGGGUGUCACUAGUUCUGAUUUCCCAUGUCUCAUAAUUUGGGAACAUUCAACUGAAAUAAAGACUGGGAAAUUCAAAGUAUAUAAAACCCAAACAGCUUUCAUACUGCAGGGAAUUAGACUGUGGAGGUCAUUGCCCAAAAGGCUAAUUCACGCCAAAGAAUUAGCCAGAUCACCGUGUGGAGUGCACAUUUACGUGGCUACCAAGACUAUGCAGAGUUAAUGCUAAUGAAAUACUUGCAAGGAUACUACAUUAGAGCUGAAGGUAAUUUCUGACAAUUUGAAACCCGGUGUGGGGACAGACUAUCCUCCAUCUGCUCUGUGACAGGCUUUUUAUAUCAGGCUUUGAAAUAUCUGUUUCUUCCCCAGUUUGAGAGAGGACAUUGGUUAGGUGGUCCCAGGUCAGAUUAGUCCUGCUUCUGCCUUCCUUUGUGUUUGAUAAAGGCUCUUUACAGAGUAGGUUUGCUGCCCUUAAUCUUUAAAAAAGGCAUCUUUGUCUCAAUUGCCCAUCAGUCACUAACAUUCAUCUGCUGUUAUCAAAAGUCAACUGAUAACACAGUUUUAAACAAAACAUUAUUCCCUCCCAAUGGUCAUUUUCUUGUCUCCUGUGAUUGAGCCACUGCAGGACCUUUCAGCCUAGAGAAGAGCUGAAUUUCCAACAUGAAAGAAUCAUGCAUAUCAUAUUUUAACUCUUGCAGGGUUGUCUUCUCUGUCAUACAGAGCAAGCAGAAAACACAAGCCCAGAUGUUUUCUCCCUUACAGGAAAGUCACUCUUAAAGUAGAGGAAAAAAACAGGAGCUCAACCUAGAUUCCCCCAGUUCAACAUCUUGUGCAUGUGGCAUAUGGAUAGCCUUAACCAGCUUCCUACAAUGCUUCAGGCUUGACCAUCCUGGAGGGCUCAAACGACUUUAGAGAGGGGAGGGUUGUGAAGUCAGGGUGCUCUCUGGUCUCUCAUGGUUUCACAAGGUGUUGGCAUCCAGCCAAGAAUCACUGUGUUCCCACUGGUUUCUUUAGGAGUCAAGAAGGCUGAGAGCCUCCAGGGAUGCAUUUCAGUGCCUCAAAGGAACUAGCAGUUCCUUUGUUUGCAGUCUAAAAGGACUCCUCUCUUUCACUGCUUAUACUUUAAAAAAGGAGUAUUUGUAUUUGCAGCAAGCCCCAAGCUUCUUGGAGUCAGCGGUCAGUAAUAAAGAACCCUUUCCACUCCCUACUGCAGUAUUACUGGGCUGUGCAGGGCAAUGCCCACUUUAAAGUGUUUUCAUUUUCUGAUUUUAUGCUGCUGCUACUUUUCAUUCAGAAAAUGGACAUCCUAGAUGCUGAGUCCCCUCCCUGGGGUUUGCUCAGCUGAAUGGGAGUUUGCAGGUUUGUCUAGGUGGUUUCGCAGAUGGGAAGAGAGGGAGGAGCUGGUUUUUUUUUUUUAAAUCCUCUUCAGUAGAUGGUCUACAAUUCUUGGCCACCUAGAAGGGAAGCGAAGAAGCAGUACCU
This is a messenger RNA of Struthio camelus australis, 7047 nucleotides long. It is a transcript of the gene RNF43, whose product is annotated as ring finger protein 43. Gene Ontology annotation, cellular component: plasma membrane. Gene Ontology annotation, molecular function: ubiquitin protein ligase activity; frizzled binding. The record is from RefSeq and is a predicted model, not a curated record. Gene Ontology annotation, biological process: ubiquitin-dependent protein catabolic process; Wnt receptor catabolic process. Lineage: Eukaryota; Metazoa; Chordata; Aves; Struthioniformes; Struthionidae.